Molecule: messenger RNA, 1890 nt
Organism: Anopheles marshallii
Lineage: Eukaryota; Metazoa; Arthropoda; Insecta; Diptera; Culicidae
Product: sodium-coupled monocarboxylate transporter 1-like
Exons: 6
Coding region: 1-1890 (629 amino acids)
Biological process (GO): sodium ion transport; transmembrane transport
Cellular component (GO): membrane
Molecular function (GO): symporter activity
Source: RefSeq, a predicted model, not a curated record
AUGUCGAGCGAUUGGUUGUUGAAUGGCAGUAGCGGAGAGGAUUAUUCGACCGACGAAGCAACGUUCUACGACGAAACCGACAUGUCCGGACAGACGAUCGACUCGAUCAGUCGAUCGUUGCAGCGGUUCGAUUGGCCCGACUAUGUAGUGUUUGUGCUGAUGUUGCUAAUCUGCAUCGUGAUUGGGAUUUUCUUCGGCUACCAAGACCACCAGAAGCACAAACGGCGCCGGGAGCAGGCGCGCCGAGAGUCGGAAGCGCUGGACUAUCUGGUCGGUGGUCGGAAGAUGCAAAUAUUUCCGGUAUCGGUAUCGUUGGUGGCGAGCUGGAUCUCCGGUAUCUCUCUGCUGGGGACGUCUACCGAGAUUUAUGUGUACGGUACGCAAUAUUGCUACAUAGUGUUUGCCGUGAUCAUAAUGGGGUUUGCGUUGCAUCACAUUUUUCUGCCCGUUUUCCACGAGCUACAAAUUACCUCUGCUUACGAGUAUCUUCAGCGGCGAUUUGACCAACGCAUGCGGCUCUUCGGAUCAAUUCUCUUCACGGUGGCUUGCCUACUUUGGAUGCCCAUCGUCAUUUACGUCCCAGCAUUGGCGUUCAACCAAGUGACGGGAUUGAGCAUACACGUUGUCACACCGAUUGUUUGCAUGAUUUGCGUGUUCUACACCAGCAUUGGAGGACUGAAAGCAGUCGUCUGGACCGAUGUGAUCCAGUCCGGGGUGACGUUGUUGGCUUUGCUGGCGGUGCUGAUCAAAGGGACGUACGAUAUUGGAGGUCCUGCAGAAGUACUGCACCGUAACAUUGCAGGCGAUCGCCUGGAGAUACCUAUCAUCGAUCCCGAUCCUACGCUACGACACUCAAUCUGGAUCAUCUUGAUCGGCGCUCCGGUGUGGUUUUGUUACGGAGUGUCUUGCAGUCAGGAUAUGGUUCAACGGUUCUUGUCUCUACCUACGCUGAACGAUGCACGCAAAGCUUUAAAAGGCUUUGUGAUUGGUUGGAUUGUAGUGAAUUUAAUAUUCUUCCUGCUCGGAAUACUCGUGUACGCUACCUAUUACCGUUGCGAUCCGCUGACAACGCAGUUGGCCAGAGCAAAGGACCAACUGUUGCCACUGUUUGUGAUGGAAACGUUUGCGGCAUACCCGGGCAUGACUGGAGUGUUCGUUGCUGGUAUCUUCAGUGCGGCUCUUAGUUCGCUGUCCUCGGCAUUGAACGCACUCUCCGCCAUUACGCUGGAAGACUUCUGCAAACCCUACUGCAAGAAGCCGCUGACCGAGAAGCAGAUCGGCUACAUCAUGCGAGGCUCUGUGUUGAUAUACGGAGCAUUGUCCGUAUUGUUAUCUUUACUGGUGGAGCAUCUAGGGACGGUGAUGCAGUUGACUAUGACACUCAGUUCCGCCUCUGGAGCACCUCUUUUCGGACUCUUCGUUAUGGGUAUUUUGAUGCCUUGGGUGAAUGGAACGGGAGCUUUGUACGGAGGUGUUACUGGAUUGUUUGUGAUGCUAUACAUGUGCUACAAGGCGCAGUACUCGAUCGCAUCGGGCAGUAGAACUUUCGACACAAAGCCCGUAUCGGUGGAAGAGUGUUCAUAUGAGUAUGCGUACAACAGAACAGAUGGGCUGGUAGAUGCCGAGUCCGAUCUCGAACAGUUCGAAAAGUCAAUCUAUCACAUGUCAUACAUGUACUUCACGCUGUUCGGAACUAGCGUGACGUGCCUGGCGGGAACGGUUGUAAGUUUUCUCACGAAACUGCGCGGGAACUACCAUCAAGCGCCGAUCGAUCCGAAGUUGUUAGCACCUUGCAUUCGGAAAAUGCAGGCGGGCGGAAUACCGCUUACAUUCCAAGCCGUGCCAACAGAUAGAAAACAGGCUGAGAUGAAAGAAACUGAAUGUAGCUGA